AUGGCUCCAAAGAUUAAUCCUCGUGCGACCAAAUCGAUACAUUCACGGGCAGCACCGAAUCCAGCGAUGGUUUGGGAGAACCGGAUCCGAGCGGCAUCGGUGGCCACUUACCACCUCCUGCGUCGACCUUCUCCAGGCGACGAACUGAGUCUCGCCGAGCGAGGGCAAAUCGACCACGACAGCGCCUUCCGCGCGAUAUUGAUGCCCGAGUCUCUCUCGAUCGACAGCCAGCAUAGCAGCCACACGAAUGAUGACAUUCGCCCCGUUCAUCACCCCAAAUACAUCAACGACCACGAGUCUGUUGUAAGAAACCAUGGCAGCAUUGCACCUGGUAACAAUGAUGAGCAUUAUGCCACCAAUGACGAGGUCGGUGUCGGACAUCCAACGAGCAUCAACUUCCACAUCCAAGACCUUCUGGGACUCGGAGCCGCACUUGAAGUAAUUCACGGCGAGGAAAUAUCAGCGUCCAUUGAAGAGGCGGAUCUUGGGGUCGAAGAUAACCCUUCACAUAAUAAGAAGAGUGGUCCCAUCAAUGAUGAUGACGAUCCAUGA
Messenger RNA from Exophiala bonariae, 552 nucleotides. RefSeq lists its product as uncharacterized. NCBI's taxonomy places the organism in Eukaryota, Fungi, Ascomycota, Eurotiomycetes, Chaetothyriales, Herpotrichiellaceae. The transcript is spliced from 3 exons. Bases 1 to 552 code for a protein of 183 amino acids. The record is from RefSeq and is a predicted model, not a curated record.